GGAUUGCGUGCGGCGGUGUAUACUGUUAUUUGGAAUGACACGGCUUGUGGACCGGAUUCUGUACGAGCUGCUUUAGGGAACUACGUAGCAAAUUGCAUCUUAAAGAGCAGGCUGCGUAGGUGGAUCCUGUGGCGGACUUUGUGCAUCCUGCAAAUGCAGUAGAUGAUCCAGAGACAAAGCCUGAAGUCUGCACUGCAAACAUGCCAGAGUCUUCCCUGGUCAAGGACGUUCGCAGUAGCUCUGUUGAAUGUAGAGCAUCCCCCUUGAGACAGUUUAGCCAAUCAUCACUGCUGCUGCACAGGAACUCCUACAUGCUCGGUAACUUCUGCACAGAGCACAAUGCGCAAGAAUGUCUAUCACACAUCAAUCAGGAAAUGUCAUCUCUUGGGCUUCCACCAGUUUGGACAGAGUUGGGCGAAAGCACAGGGCUGAAUAUUGUGGCUGUGCUAAAUUGCAUGUACGACCUGAUUCAGCUGCACCACAGGAGCCUCAGAACACUGGAAAACAUGGAAGUGGAGCAGCUUAAGUCUAGCAGCAGUAUUGACCACCUGCAGCUCACCAUCACUCGUCUAAAGGAGCAGCUUGAACUCUCUAAAAGAGAAAACACGGGACUUCUUGAGAGAGAACGCCAGCUACAGCUGAAAGUGAAAAGUUUGCAGAAUUGUCUGAAGAAUGAAAAAGAAGAGGUGCAAAAACUUCAGAACGUUAUUGCAAGCCGGGCCAGUCAGUACAAUCAUGAGAUGAAAAGGAAGGAAAGAGACUUUAAUAAACUGAAGGAACGACUGAAUCAACUGCUGGUUGACAAAAAGGAGAAGAAACAGGCCAUUGAUGUAUUAAACAACAUUGGGAGAGCUGAUGGGAAGAGAAGCCUUUGGAAAACUGAAAAGACAGAAGCAAAGCACGAAGGGGAAAUGUAUAAGACUCUGCUGAGCGACUAUGACACUCGACAGAGGGAGCUUGUGCUGGAAAAUGCAGAGUUGAGCAAAGUGUUGCAGCAGAUGAAAAAAGACAUGGUGUCCAUUCUGAGUUCAAGAAAACCAGCUCUGAAAGAAGACAAACAUGAACACAGUGGCAUACAGGCCACAUCAGAGGAGGAAGAGGAAGAAGUGUUUGAUUCCAGUAAGGAAAGUGUAGAGCUUUAUUGCCUUCAUGCCCGGGAGAAACUGACCAACAGUAUUCGGCUCCAGUGGAGAAGACUUAAGAGCCACGUUGAAAGACUGGACAGCCAAGUAUCCUUGGUUCAGACGGUGGAGAGUAAAAACACUGAUGCUGUUCUGCAAGAGACUCACGAGGAAGAGAUGGACAGACUAAAGCUGGAGAUCCAGCAGUGCAAAGACUUCAUUCAAACACAGCAGCAGCUCCUACAGCAGCAGCUCAGCUCUCCAUGCGAUGAGGAAACUGCAUCCCUGCUAAACAAUUGCUACAUGCUUCAAGAGAAGGAGCGCCUCAGGGAGGAGUGGAAGACCCUCGAGGAGCAAAGGAAAAUCUUUGAGCGGGAGAGGAGGAAUUUCACAGAAGCUGCCAUCAGACUGAGCCAUGAGAGGAAGGCCUUCGAGGAGGAUCGAGCAACAUGGCUCAAGCACCAGUUUUUAAACUUGAGUCCAUUUGCAGACUCAAAGAAAACCCCCUUGUUAAAGUCUAAGAGUGCCUUUUUGAUAUCAGCUGAAACAGAGGCAGCUGCAUCACUGGGUCCAGAAAAGCUCAUCAAAUGCCAUUCAGACACAGCCUCCCCCACACCCGGAUGUGUCCCGCUCACAUCUCCUUCCACAGCUGACCUGUAUCACACGCUUUGCCUUAUCCCAGAAAACAGCUCUUUGCAACCGAAGAGAAACUGUGAACGUGUGGAGGAAUCGAGCGUUUUUUGUGGAGAUUUUUCAGUCCAGCACCAACAGCGGGAAAACAGCGAGGACCACAACAGCCACACGAUCUCACAGGAGAAGAACAGCUCCAUCUGAAGCCAAAAACUCUCAUCACAGUCAGACUGAUUGUUAAUGUCCAGUGUUUAUGUCUCAGAAAUGCAUCUGUGGGUGAAUGCUAAAUGCCCAAAGAUGGAUUGUAAAACAAUUAAACAAUUUAAGAAGGAAAGAGUGUUAAGAGUGAAGUUCUGGUUAGCUGGUUUGCUCCAUCUGAUUGUUUAUUGUGUAUUACUGCCUAUAGUAUGUGGUUAGUUUACUUAUAUGGUACUGUAAAUCAUGAAUUGGCAGCCAUAUCUUACAUUUAGAAUCUUUUUCUCAGGCUUAUGACAGCUUUUUUCAUUAGUGCGGGUGUGCAACAAAACAUCACUGGUCCUUAUAAGGACAUGUUGCCAGGCUGUUCACUUUGGCUGAGGCUGCAGCUAAAUGAUGACGGAUAUCAUGUCACGGCUUUUCAAGUUAUUCUCUCAUGAUAAACUUGUCAGCUGUCACAGAUGUAGAAUGUAGAUUUAAUGCUGCUGUUUAUCUCAAUGCAAUAUGUGACUGUAUAAAUGAAAUGAGGUAUGUUGUUUUUUAAGCUUUAGUAUUGAAAAUGAGGCUGAUUAACAGCGAUUUUUAGUAAAUGUUGCUGUUAGGUUAGUAGCAGGUAGUAUAUAUGGUACUUUUGAAUAGGAAGAAAUGUAACAGCUAACAUAAUUUACAUAUUAUGUAGAGGAUAUUGAGGUUAGAUCACUGUGAUGUUAAUAUGAAACAAAUUGCUCCUUUAAUGUUGCUUUUCUUUUAGGAGCUUUGUAUUGACAGAUGGCAAUUAGUUGCCACUCAGACGUUGUAAGAAAUCUUAUUUUGUUGAACCAUUUAUUAUACUUUUACAAGUUAUCAUUUGGCUUCUUGCUUCUUGUGGCUGUUCCUGUUCAUUUGUGGUAGCCUGUGACUGAAAAAAAAAAAAAAAAACCACUAUGAAAAAGGAUUCCAUGGCACCAAUGAUAGUAGGAAUUCAAUAGGUGUGUCUAUUAAAGAGAUAACAUCUAA
This is a messenger RNA of Archocentrus centrarchus (flier cichlid), 2942 nucleotides long. RefSeq names its product afadin- and alpha-actinin-binding protein-like. Gene Ontology annotation, cellular component: ciliary basal body; centriolar satellite. The transcript is spliced from 14 exons. The record is from RefSeq and is a predicted model, not a curated record. Bases 201 to 1955 code for a protein of 584 amino acids. Gene Ontology annotation, biological process: intraciliary transport involved in cilium assembly. NCBI's taxonomy places the organism in Eukaryota, Metazoa, Chordata, Actinopteri, Cichliformes, Cichlidae.